Molecule: messenger RNA, 583 nt
Organism: Exserohilum turcica Et28A
Lineage: Eukaryota; Fungi; Ascomycota; Dothideomycetes; Pleosporales; Pleosporaceae
Exons: 1
Source: RefSeq, a predicted model, not a curated record
GCAUCGCUACCCAAGACAGGUCAUUCUACCCGUAACGCUGAAACAUAGACGAGCUUUGUGUGUAACGUCGCACAGAAAAGUGAGGAAAAAUAACUAGUUUGUAUAGAAGAGAAGAAGAAGAAGAAAGAGAAAAAAAGAAAGAAUAAUGCAUGGUGUAAGAUAGAAGUAGAACAAAUACCGCCAGUGUAGUACAAAGGAGAAGAGAAAGGGGACAAGAAACAAACAGAGUAGGGUAAAGACGAACAAGUGAGAACAGGCGCCUUUGCGAGUUAUGCCUGGUCUUCUUCCCUUCUCUUGCUCCAUUGACACGCCCUCGAAACACAAAGUGCCUUCUCGCCAAGUUUGCCUUGCAGGAGUCGUCAAGUGCGUCAGGACAUUUGCCAUCUCUUUUUUCAUGCCGCGCCAUCCGAUCCAGAACCCCAACGUCCUCAUAUCAUGUUUCCCAGUUUGCCCCCGUCUUGCCAACGCCGCCGCAAUGCUCGACUCGCUUGUAGUGUCGCGUGUCGAAAGAAGAUGUACGUAUUCCCAAGUAUAUGCGGAAAAGGGACCGUGUGCGUGUGUGUCUGUGUAUAGAAGAGGAAAA